CUCCUCCCGCGGGGCGCCGCUCAGCUCUGGCGGGCUGGGGCGGGGCCGCUGCGGUCCGCCCACCGGCCUUGCCGUUGCCCGGGGAGAGCACGCCGGGGCCGCCGUAGCGCUCCUCGGUCCGGCCGAGCGCCGCCGUGCCCUGCUCUGCUGAUUCACCUCGGGCGGCCGCCCGGGAGGGAGGGGGACACCGCCGGGCUGGGCCUGGCCGGGCCGCUGCUGCGGGCGCCGAGGGCGGCCGCCGCCCCGAGCCUGUUGGCGGGUGUCGGGCCAGCGGGGUCGGCGAGGCGCCCCCGGGGUCUCGGCGCGGAGGUGGGCGAUGCGGAGGCCCGUCCUGGGGCCUCGGUGACACCCCUGGGCCCGCCCGCGGCCCCGCCAGCGAGAGACCUGCUCGCUGCUUCGGCCCUAUCGCUGCCCGUCGUCCUGCUCGUCUGCGGACACCGGCUCUGCUGGCUGCCCUUCUAGCUGAAGAAACAAACUGAUCUACAUGUGCUUCACUGUCCAUUGGAAGAAUGACAGAUGACAAAGAUGUACUUCGAGAUGUGUGGUUUGGACGAAUACCAACCUGUUUCACUUUGUAUCAGGAUGAGAUAACUGAAAGGGAAGCUGAACCUUACUAUUUGCUUUUGCCAAGGAUAAGCUACUUGACACUGGUAACAGACAAAGUGAAGAAACACUUUCAGAAAGUUAUGAGACAAGAGGAAAUUAGUGAAAUAUGGUUUGAAUAUGAAGGUACACCACUGAAAUGGCAUUACCCAAUUGGUUUGCUGUUUGAUCUCCAUGCAUCAAAUACAGCCCUUCCUUGGAGCAUCACAGUGCAUUUCAAGAAUUUUCCAGAGAAGGAUCUUCUACACUGCCAUUCUAAGGAUGUGAUUGAAGCUCAUUUUAUGGCUUGUAUAAAAGAAGCAGAUGCUUUAAAGCACAAAAGUCAAGUCAUCAAUGAGAUGCAAAAAAAGGAUCAUAAGCAACUGUGGAUGGGAUUACAGAAUGAUAAAUUUGAGCAGUUUUGGGCAAUAAAUCGAAAACUCAUGGAGUAUCCUACAGAAGAUAGUGGAUUUCGAUACAUCCCAUUUAGAAUUUAUCAGGCAACAACAGAGAGACCUUUUAUGCAGAAGCUAUUUCGACCAAUUGCUUCAGGAGGACAGUUGCAUACUUUGGGAGAUCUGCUAAAAGAUGUGUGUCCUAGUGCUAUCACCUCUGAAGAUGGAGAGCAGAAGACUCAAGUGAUGAUUCAUGGAAUCGAGCCAAUGCUGGAAACACCCAUACAGUGGCUAAGCGAACAUAUGAGCUAUCCAGAUAAUUUUCUCCACAUUAGUAUCAUUCCCCGACCUACUGAUUGAAACUCGGCUAUACUGGUAUGAGGAUCAUUCUCAAGCUGGAAUUACAAGGGCAUGUCAACUUGCUUCUGUCAGUCUCAAGAGAGGCAGCCUGACCAGAAAAAAACAAAAAACAACAAAAACCGAAACAAAACAAGAAGUCCUCACUGCUGCAAGCCAAACAGGAAGAGAGAUCCUAUCAUCAGAUAAGAGCAAUUGGGCUGAUCUUAUUUUGCAUCACCGCUGCUUUUCUUUACCACUGUAAUUAAAUCAGUUGCGAUAUGAAAGAAUUUACAGGGCCUCUGCAAGUCUGGUGUUUUCUUGUAAAAUAUAAUGAAGCUGAAACUGUCAGCCGAAGAGCAAAUGGAAAUAUGCCACUUGAUUGUAUUUCUGAUUAACAAAUAAACAGGGCUGUUUCCUAAAGCGGUACUGUUUCAACUUUGAGAGUGGAAACAUUGGUUUAAUUUUCUAGAAAGUUAGACACGGACAGAUUCAGUUACCAAUAGCUUUUUGUAAAAGAUCAAAUUACUGUAAACCCAUCUUUCCUUAAUGAGAAGUUCAUGUUUACAGUAUGUGUAUUGGUAUGCAAAUGAUCUUUUAACUUUGAUAACAAGCAGUGAGAGAUUUUAAAGUAAACCCGUAAGCAUGUUUUGUCAUUUAAAAACAUGCACAACUUAAUAAUUUACGAAUACUUUCAAUUUGUAUGCUGUCACUGAAUACUCCAGUAUGUUUAUUAUUCAAACCAGUUUUCAUAGACUAGCAGUGAUGUAGGAUAAUUUGUCUUGGGAUUUGUCAUGGCAUUUCUUUGUGCUCAUCUGAAAUUUUUUUUCUUCUGUAAGAAUACUUUCUUAAUUUAGUUUAAAAAGAUUUUUUUUUUAAAGUAAAUGGAUGUUGCAAACUGUUGUAUCCUGCUGUUUAUUCCCAUAGAGUAGAAAACAGCUAAAUCAUACAAUGAUGAGCAGAUAUAUUGCUUUUUAAUAAUUUUGAAUUUUGGAAAGCUGAGGCUUUUCCAAGCUAAUACUUCCUUACAUCUGAGUUUAGUUUUCUACUGUGGUCCCUGAGCAAUCAGUCUGAAAUUUGGAAGCUUCUAAUCUCCUUGCACAGAUUUUUCCUUAGUUUAGCAGACGUAUUUUUAGAUUAUUGGAUCACUUUGGUUUGUAAAUGUCUGUUACCAUUACAGCUGCUACUAGGACUCUACCAUUUUUUUUUUUUGUUACGCUGAAUUCAUCAGACAGGGCGCCAUAUUGCUUUGUCUGCAGCUUGUGGUUGUUUGUGGCACAAGACUAUGUUUAUAGUAGACAUGAAAUAUGUCAAAUAUUAUCAAAGAUAAAGAAAGCAUGACAUUUUUCUUUCAAAAAUAGUAGCUGUUGAAGUUCCUACUCAAAAGUCUUGGCUUGCAGAUGUCCCGGUAACUCCCAGUGCUGUUCUCAUUCAUUUCCACGCUCCCUUUAUGGUAGGGUACUUACCUGUAGCUGAAAAAGGAGAAAAUGAAAAUCAAUCAAUCAAACAAAAA
Molecule: messenger RNA, 2826 nt
Organism: Grus americana (Whooping crane)
Lineage: Eukaryota; Metazoa; Chordata; Aves; Gruiformes; Gruidae
Gene: ATG5
Product: autophagy related 5
Exons: 8
Coding region: 510-1337 (275 amino acids)
Biological process (GO): nucleophagy; cellular response to nitrogen starvation; C-terminal protein lipidation
Cellular component (GO): Atg12-Atg5-Atg16 complex; phagophore assembly site membrane; cytoplasm
Source: RefSeq, a predicted model, not a curated record